This is a messenger RNA of Phytophthora nicotianae INRA-310, 4824 nucleotides long. RefSeq names its product PEK protein kinase. Gene Ontology annotation, biological process: protein phosphorylation. Gene Ontology annotation, molecular function: ATP binding; protein binding; protein kinase activity. The coding region runs from base 357 to 4655 and encodes 1432 amino acids. The transcript has a single exon. The record is from RefSeq and is a predicted model, not a curated record. Lineage: Eukaryota; Oomycota; Peronosporomycetes; Peronosporales; Peronosporaceae.
CAAAAAUCUAGAGAUUACUGCUCGACAAUGCGGGUGUUACGGUGUAACGUACACCGUCUUGGGAGAAGACACUCGGUGUCAGUAUUGAAAGCGGAAGUCGAGUCGAGUCGAGUCGGGGCGCGUCCAGCAUCAAGAAGCAGUAUUUUUCGCCCCCUUUCGAGUGAGUGAGUAAGGGCGAGCGUGUAUCUGGAUUGCCGUCGCGUGUGGUGUCCAUCGGCUACGGCGCUUGCUCCGUGGCCAUUUCUCGUUACUUUGCCGGUUGCGGACGCGCCGCGUGUCCGUCCGCCCUCGCGGCUGGACCCAGGAACAGGAACCGGAAGCUUUCCAUAUAUCGUCGGUGUGUCACGUGUUGUACUAUGAUCAAGAGUGAUGGUCACUGUGGACUAUGGACGAGACGCAGAGCGCUGCUGCUCGUCGCAUUAGGUGUGCUGCUGCUGUCGCUAGGGUUCGUCGUCGAUGCUCGAGAGCCUGUGGCGCCUGCAUACUCGUACGCCGUGGCCCAGUCCCCAGACGUAGUGGUGGCUGGUGGUCUGGAUGGCCGUGUGUAUGCUGUCAACGCCUGGUCUGGCGAAGUCCUGUGGUCCUUUGACUCUGGUGGCCCUAUGGUGGACUCGUCACAGUGUCUGAGCGUAAGCCCAGCCACGACGCCAAGCAUGCCGCCCAAUUAUCACUCGGCAGCUGCGAGUACUACGCAGCACGAACAGGCAGAAGCUGACGUGGACGUCGACGGAAGCGUCCAUGUCUCGACAACAGGUGCAGUAAGCAACGAAGUGGAGGAUCGUUCGGUGAUUCAACAGCAGUCGGCGUCAGCGCAGGCGAUGGCAGCCAGCGCGGCCUUUAUGUCACAGUUGGUACCGUCCUAUGAUGGCAGGCUGUAUCACUUUUCCAAGAGCAAAGUGAAAGAACUAGGGAUGACUAUGGCUGAUCUCGUCAACGUGAAUGGUCCCGCGCGUGUGGUUGUGAGCUCGACUAGUGGACCUACUGUGGACUCUUCUGCAGCGGAUAUUUUGCUGUUCGGUGAGAAGAAACUGGAGAUGUUUACGUUGGAUGCCAUGAGCGGCUUUCGUCGCCCUUACUCGUCGUCUACAACAUCGUCUGUGAUGGCUAGGGAGAUUCUGUUUGGCCGCUCAGAGUUUACGACACGAGCUGUUCACCCUCGGAAUGCUUCGUCCGCCCGCUGUUUCAAGAUCUCCGAGUUCUUCCUGGACUUCGCGCAACAGGCUCAUUGCACUGUCGGAGAUAGCGGUAACAACAUGGUUCCUGAGAUUCUUGUGAUGCCGAAGGAUCCUAACUCUGCGUUAGAUGACGAAGGAUCUACCAUUGUGGCGUUUGAUCCGUGGACUAGUGAGCAACUGUGGGAAUUUGAGAUCCCAGACUUCGAUGUCCUCGCUGUGUACGGAGUAUCGACGACGCGUGGAGCUACAUUCUACAAGUGGAAAGUGGACGGCCCGUCUUCAACUGCUACAAGUCGAUCACGAGCGCCAGCUCAGGUUACAGAAAGUGGAUUGAAUCAGCGACAAAACCGACUUGAUGCCAGCAACAAUAAGGAACUGACGGCUGCUGAAGUUGAAGUACAGGGUAAGCAGGAGUCCAAGCCUCACAACCAACUAGUUCGUGUGGUUUCGCGCACAUGGGACGCCAUGGAAUCUAGUUUCAGGCUGCGUGUAUUGGGGGAUAACUACUUUCUCGAAUCCAGUGAAGACGACGGCGUGGUGGAUCACGGCAGUAACCAAGCUGCACAUGGUUCGCCAACUUUUCAUGGACGACAAGCCGACAAUGUCCACGACUUUCAUGAAGAGAUGGAUCCUCACCGUCGUCGGAGAAUAUUUUGGGAGCCCAUUGUGAACGAUGGCAAGCGGGGAGUGUUCAUCACGUACACUCAUGUUGGGGCAAUGUUGCUGGGUGUAGCGACCUGUGGCAUCUUGUUAGCCUGGGGCUGCUACGUUAAGGGCUUAUCAGCCUCGAUAGCGCAAUCAGCUAUCAAGACUAUGGACCAGAGUCAGUUCUUUACCUCACAUGUCCACCGACUUAUUAUCCAGCGACCAGGAGAGGACGACAUCACCAUUUCUAGUGUGAUCAGUCGUUCGCUCAUGAUGAACGCGUUAGGUGUGGAUGGUCAGGUGCCACUGCUGGAGAAUGGCGAGCCUGUGAAUGUUUUAUCGACCGAACUCAACGCCAACGCUGCUCCAGCGGCCGACUCUAUGCUGAUGGAAAAGUUCUCCCGCUUAGCCGCCAAUGAAGCUGCAGCGAUCCUUCUCAAUGGUGGUCGUAUCGGUGCCAAGCAGAAGCGUCUACCAGUUGAUCCAGAUGCUGAUUCCAAUGCAACUACGGCCACGUCUUUAUCCUCUGCGUCGUCCCUGACUGAUAUGAUUGUCAGAGGUGUCUCUACUUCGUCUUCAACUGUCCGUAUUUCCAACCAGGGAGCUUCACUUGCUGACAGGAAACGGCUCACUCUCCCGUACGCUGGGGAUAAAUCUUUGUCGGAAGAAGAUGUUUCAGACGUCUAUGAGGUGAAAAUGCUGUCUGAAGACAACGGAGAGUUCCUGUCUCCAGCUUCUGAUCACGUGUUCGACAAUGACCGAUUCGAGCUGGCAGAUUCGGACGAUGAUAUCUUCUUUGAAGGCGAGGACUCUGCAGCAACUACGAAUGGAGCAAAAUCGAUUAGCUCGUCUGGAGAGUCGACAACGGGAAGUUGCAGCAGCAACAGUGACAGUUGUAACAGCCACGCAAUGAACAAGUCGAAUGGCAGCGAUGCCCUCAGCUUUAUGCGCGAAGAUAUCACCACAGAUGAAAAGUCGAGCGAGGAAAAGUCCAGCGCUCUGGAGUCAUCUGAAUCAUCCUCAGCUGAGUCAGGUACCACUCCAAAUGAGGCCGAGGUUCUCUUCCCGUUUGUAUGUCAAAGUCGGUUCGUGAAUGAGUUUGAAGAACUGUCAGCACUUGGCAAGGGUGGUUUUGGUCAAGUCAUGCUCGCUGAAAACCGCCUGGAUGGACGCAAAUAUGCGAUCAAGCGCGUUGGGUUGAACCUCAAGAAUCAGACAUCCAAAACCUUGCAGAAAUUCUUGCGCGAGGUGAAGAUUCUGGCUUUAUUGGAUCACUCGAACAUUGUGCGGUACUAUCAGGCGUGGUUAGAGAAAGUUGAAGAGGACACAAAGAGAACGUCUGUAGCCCCAGCUUCGGCUUCGUCCAACACAAGCUCUUUCGGUGGUCUUGCCAAUGCAAAAAACUACUCGACUAGUAAUUUGCUUGCACCGAUUUCCGAGCUCGAGUUUUCAGGAAACCAGCGGCAGUUAGAGACUUUUUACAGCAACGGAAGCAUGAUGAGUGACAAUGACGAUGGCUUUGACUGGGAUCGAGGGUCGUCUUCUGGUGUGGAAGAUGAUAACGGGUGGAAGGAAGAAGAUCUGGUGGUGCAGAAUAAGCCACGCACAAGAAACGCGCUUUCUCAUAUGUCGUCGUCCCGCUCUCCAGGUGAUCAUGGUAGUGACGAAGACUCUUCGUUUAAUGCAGCAGAUAAGUGCGACCACUGGCUGUACAUUCAGAUGCAGUACUGUGCUGGUCGCAACUUGGCCGACUACCUUGCUGUGCCUACACGUCCAAUGGAAUUGUCGAGGAUGUUGAAGAUUUUCGUGCAGAUUGCCAGUGCAUUAGCACAUGUGCAUUCUUGCGGACUGAUUCAUCGCGAUCUGAAACCAGCGAACAUAUUCGUUGCUGACGUUGAGAGGGAUGAAAUUAAACUGGGAGAUUUUGGACUAUCGCGCUACGCUGCAAACGUCAACAACCUGAAUGCAUCCGCUUCUCUGGACGAUACCCAACAAGGUCCUCCAUCUUCUGUUGGUCUUCGGGAAACUCCAUUGUCGACAUCGAUGUGGUCCAACAUGUCAGAGAGCAACGAGGUCACAGCGGGUGUUGGCACGUAUCUGUACGCAAGUCCUGAGCAGGUUGCUGGCAAGAAGUACAACGCCAAGACUGACAUUUACUCGCUCGGAAUGAUCCUCUUCGAGCUGUGCCACGAGCGGUUUGGAACAACAAUGGAGCGGUAUAUUACUCUGCGUGAUGCUCGAGACAGCAUAUUCCCUGCUGGUCUUCGCGCUGCCAAGAGAUGCCCUGAGAUUCUGGACAUGCUGCGUAAGUUGUUGAGCCAUGACCCGACCACUCGACCAACCGCCGAUGAAGUUGUUCAAUGGGGACAGAUGAUGUACGAGACGAGUCUUGCUCAGAAGGCCAUGGACGUGGUGCGCUCGCCGCGCAAUCUGGAUAUGGCGAGAGCUGUGGCUGCCGCGCAUUUGAUGCCAGGUAUUGACCACUUGAUGGCCGGUGUACCUCUUGAAGCGAUAGCCACAACCACUUUUUCGCUCAAGGUUGAGGCUGCGAUGGAGCAUUGCAGUGGCGAGGACGGUGGUGAGCGCCGCUUGCCCAACCAUAAUUUAUUGAAGCAAGUGUGCGACGUGAUCGCUGAAGUAAGCAAUGGGAAGGUCGAGAUCAAGAAAUGUGGGCUACACAUGGAGAGCGAGGGCGUGACGAUUCUUGAGUUCGAGCUGGACCCGCAGGCCGCACUUGCAGAUGCCCCAGGCAGUGAUGUGGAAGGUUUCGUGGUGGUGGCAAUCGAGGCUCUGGCGGGUGUGCAGAUCGUGCACCGUGUGAACAAGAUUGCGUAGCACCGAAAUGCAAGUGACGAGCAGUGGCCAGAGGCAAGAAAAAAAAUGAGUUAGUUUAGUUCAAUCGAGUACAAUACAAAAAAAAUACCGGGCCUACUUCAAGCAGGCAUGAAUCAAUCCAGCAGUAAUCUCUUUGUUUAGCCUCAUUCCCAGCAACUUAUGAUUCAAC